Scleropages formosus (Asian bonytongue) is the source of this 2380-nucleotide messenger RNA. It is a transcript of the gene thop1, whose product is annotated as thimet oligopeptidase 1. The record is from RefSeq and is a predicted model, not a curated record. The coding region runs from base 98 to 2158 and encodes 686 amino acids. Lineage: Eukaryota; Metazoa; Chordata; Actinopteri; Osteoglossiformes; Osteoglossidae. Gene Ontology annotation, molecular function: metalloendopeptidase activity. The transcript is spliced from 13 exons. Gene Ontology annotation, biological process: peptide metabolic process; proteolysis. Gene Ontology annotation, cellular component: mitochondrial intermembrane space.
CGCGCAGUGGGCGGGGCCUACGAAGCAACCAUUUAAUUCAUGAUCACGUUAGAGUCCGCACGCGAUUUCUCGUCGAAUUUUCUUCGCAAAAAAAAAAAUGCCGCCUACAGGUGAAGUGGUGAUUGGCAGCGAGGCCCGGGUGUGUGCGGAGAAUCGCCUGCGCUGGGACCUCACGCCGCAGCAGAUCCAGCAGUUUUCCGAUGAGCUCAUCGCUAAGACCAAGAAGGUGUAUGAUGCUGUGGGCUCCCUGGACCUGGAAAACGUUACCUAUGAGAACACCUUGAAGGCCCUGGCUGAUGUCGAAGUGGAAUACACGGUUCAGCGUAACAUGCUUGACUUCCCUCAGCAUGUUUCCUCAUCCAAAGAUGUGCGCACAGCAAGCACUGAUGCUGACAAAAAGCUUUCAGAAUUUGAUGUUGAGAUGAGCAUGAGGGAAGAUGUAUAUCAGCGCAUUGUCACAUUUCAGGGAAAGGAGGAGGCUGAGAGUUUAAGUCCAGAAGCCAAGCGAUACAUGGAGAGACUUGUAAAGCUAGGCAAGAGGAAUGGUUUGCACCUCCCGAAGGAGACUCAGGAGGAAAUCAAAAGGAUUAAGAAGAAACUGAGCACCCUGUGUAUUGAUUUCAAUAAGCACUUGAAUGAAGAUACCACCAGCUUGUCCUUUACCAAAGAGGAGCUGGGGGGUCUCCCAGAAGAUUUUCUCAAUUCUUUGGAGAAGGAUGAUGAUGGCAGGCUGAAGAUCACACUGAAAUACCCUCAUUACUUCCCCACCAUGAAGAAGUGUUAUGUCCCUGAAACACGAAAGAAGUUGGAAGAGGCCUUCAAUUCUCGCUGCAAAGAAGAGAACUCAAUUAUCCUAAAAGAGCUUGUGGAACUUCGGGCCAAGAAGAGUUCUCUGCUUGGAUUCAACACCCAUGCUGACUUUGUGCUAGAAAUGAACAUGGCCAAAUCCAGUAAGAAGGUCUCAGGAUUCCUAGAGGAACUGGCACGCAAACUGAAGAUGCUUGGAGAAGAGGAACGUGCUAUGAUUCUGAAGCUAAAGGAGAAGGAGUGUCAGAAAAGGGGCCUGCCCUUUGAUGGACAAAUCCAUGCCUGGGAUACUCGGUACUUCAUGACACAGGUGGAAGAGACUCAAUAUGCAGUGGACCAAAAUCAGCUGAAAGAGUACUUCCCCAUGGAAGUGGUGACACAUGGGCUGCUGGACAUCUAUCAGGAGCUGCUAGGCCUUUCCUUUGAGCUGGUGGAGGGCGCACCCAUUUGGCAUGAGGAUGUCACACUCUACUGUGUCAAAGAUUGUAAUACGGGAAAUGUCAUUGGUCAGUUUUACCUGGACCUCUAUCCACGAGAGGGGAAGUAUGGCCAUGCUGCCUGCUUCGGCCUGCAGCCAGGGUGUCUGCUGCCUGAUGGGACACGGCAGAUAGCAGUAGCUGCCAUGGUGGCCAACUUCAGCAAGCCUACAGCAGAUGCCCCAUCUUUGCUGCAACAUGAUGAGGUGGAAACCUAUUUCCAUGAGUUUGGCCAUGUCAUGCACCAGCUCUGCGCUCAGGCUGACUUUGCUAUGUUCAGUGGUACCCAUGUGGAGCGGGACUUUGUGGAAGCCCCCUCUCAGAUGCUGGAGAACUGGGUGUGGGAGAAGGAGCCACUGUUGCGCAUGUCUAAGCACUACAAAACUGGUAGCCCCAUUCCAGAGGAACUGUUGGACAAGCUCAUCAAGUCUCGCCUUGCUAACACUGGUCUCUUCAACUUGAGGCAGAUUGUGCUAGCUAGGGUGGACCAGACACUGCACACCAAGACUGGCAUAGACCCUGCAGACGAAUACGCCAGACUCUGCCAGGAGAUCCUGGGUGUGCCGGCAUCCUCAGGUACCAACAUGCCGGCAACAUUUGGCCACCUUGCAGGUGGUUAUGAUGCCCAGUAUUAUGGCUAUCUGUGGAGUGAGGUGUUCUCUAUGGACAUGUUUUAUGCCCGUUUCAAGCAAGAAGGCAUCAUGAAUCCGAAGGUGGGCCUGGACUACAGGAACUGCAUCUUGAAGCCUGGAGGAUCUGAGGAUGCAGAGGAGAUGCUGAAGAACUUUCUAGGGCGUGAGCCAAAGCAAGAAGCGUUCCUCUUAAGCAAAGGACUCACUGUUGAGCUGGAGCCAGGCACUCCAUGUGCUUGCUGAUCUUGUACACCAACACCAUAUCCAGUGUCAUUCCCCCCCCCCCCCCCCCCCCCCAAACACAGCUUCAGAAUAAUCUGUGGACAAAUUGUACGAAAGUGAAAAUAAAAUAAAGACCUACUUUCUCCUUUGCUGCUGCAGUGGCAGUUUUGCAUUGGAGGUUUUUAAAAUUUUGAUUGAAAUUGAAAUAAAGUUAGACUAAAUUUAAUGAAAUAAAAAUCUAAA